This is a messenger RNA of Triticum dicoccoides, 698 nucleotides long. RefSeq lists its product as uncharacterized. Lineage: Eukaryota; Viridiplantae; Streptophyta; Magnoliopsida; Poales; Poaceae. The transcript has a single exon. Bases 141 to 644 code for a protein of 167 amino acids. The record is from RefSeq and is a predicted model, not a curated record.
CCACCAAACUCUCAUUUCACCCAGCACCUACGCAAGCAAGAGACAAGCAAACUUGACCCUCCGGUCGAGCAACCACGCCAGCCAGAGCGCGCCGCACCUCCACCUCGCCGCCGAGCACCCAGCACACGAGCCGCCCGGCCAUGGAGGUGGAGGCGUUCCCGAUUGGGUUCACCAAGGGCGUGCGCGCGCACUGGCGCCGCCGCAAGUACCAGCGCCUGGAGGCCGGCGAGGGCGGCGGCAGCAGGUCCCAGGGCACGCAGCGCCUCGGCGGCUCCGGCGCGCGUCGCGUCGGGUGGCGCGUGCGGCUGCGCGGGCUUCUCAUCCGGCGCGCGCGCGCCGUCCGCGCGAUCGUGACGGCGCCGCGGCGGCUGCUGGCGCGCGCGCGGGACGCGUACGUGGGCGGCAUGCUGGCCGUGGCCCGGAAGGCGUCGGCCACGGCGCUGCCCGGCGGCGGGCCCGAGGGGAUCUGGGCCAGGCGCGUGCCGCGGCGGAAGCAGCUGCCCUCGGCGACGGCGGCGCGGACGUCCGAGUUCGAGCAGCGGCUGGUCAUGGAGAUCUACAAGUCCAUCGUCGCGUCCAAGGAGCUCACCACCAUGCUCCACUCCUCCACCGCGCACCUGCAGCCGCCGCCCGCGCGCGCCUAGCUUCCCCAAGGCGGUUGCUGAAGCGAGGUUUUUCAAGAUGAUCGUCUUCUCUCU